AUCGAUCGGGCUCUGCAGCAGGAGCAGCAGGAGUCGGCGAGGCAGCGGCUGCGGGGCGAGCGGAGGGACGGGCGCGGCUCAGCCACAAGCCACAGUGGGGGUUGCAUGCUGUUUGCUCCCCUUUUGCUGCGCCACUGCCCAGAGUUGGUGAGAGGCCCUGGCCAGGGGUGCCAGGUGAAAUGGCUUCAGUGCCGGCUGGUUUGCUGAUACUCUGGCCGUUGGUUCUGCUCCUCUGUGAUCCAGCAGCAUCCAUCGAGUUCCCCAAAGGAUUUGACCGGACAAACUUACUACAGCCACCUGAAUUCACAGAGCAGCCAGAUAAGAAGAUUGUUAUUUUCCCAAAUGAUGAGGCCACCCUGAAAUGUGAGGCCACUGGGAAUCCCCCAGUGAAGUUCCGGUGGACCAGGGAUGGGCGCGAAUUUGAUCCUGAGCAGGUGCCGGGGAUGACGCAGCGGAACGGCAGAGGGACCCUGGUCAUCACGACAAACAACGGCAAUACGGCCACCAAGUUCCACGGGCGAUAUCGGUGUUAUGCCAGCAACAUUCUGGGCACUGCCAUGAGCUCCGAAAGCCAAAUUAUAGCUGAGAGUGCUCCACAGUGGCCAAAGGAGAAGGUGGCACCUAUUGCAGUGGAGGAAGGGACCCAUACGGUUUUACCCUGCAACCCACCUGAAAGUGCUGUCCCACCCAAAAUCUACUGGCUGAACAACAAGAUCGAGCAUAUCACAAAAGAUGACCGAGUCACCAUGGGCCAGGACGGGAAUCUCUAUUUUGCCAAUGUCCAGAUGAAGGACAGCCGCCCUGACUAUAUUUGCAACGCCCAUUUCCAAGGUCCUCGAAUCAUCAUCCAGAAGGAGCCCAUUGAACUAAAAGUUUUCCCCACCAACAGUUUCUCGAACCAGAAGCCAAUGCUAAUUGUACCGGAUAAGAUGCCCAACACAUACGAGGCGAAGCAGGGGGAGCCCUUGGUGCUGGAAUGCAUUGUGGCAGGACUCCCUACACCAACCGUAGAAUGGGUCCACAUGAACAGACUGAAGCUUUCGGACCGGGUAAUCUUUGAGAACUCAAAUAAAACCCUGCGCAUCCCAAGCGUGGAGGAGGAUGACGAUGGAGAAUACCAGUGCAUUGCUCACAACGACCACGGCACGAUUCGCCACAGCUACUAUGUGACAGUCGAGGCUGCUCCAUACUGGAUAAAAGAGCCCGAAAGCGAGAUCUUUGCACCAGGAGAAAGUGUGCGCUUGAACUGCGAUGUUGAUGGGGAACCCAAACCAGAGGUGUCGUGGAGAAUAAAUGGGAUCCCGCUAGAAGAGGUGAUGCCAGACCCAAGAAGGAAGGUGGUGCCGGGAGCUUUGAUUCUCAACCAAGUGCAGCCCAACGACACAGCUGUGAUCCAGUGUGAAGCCCAUAAUAAGCAUGGCAGUCUCCUGGCCAAUGCCUACAUCCUCGUUGUCCGUCUGCCAGCAGAGAUCCUGACCCCGGAUGGGUUAGUGUACAAUGUGGUGGAGAACCAGACAGCCACCCUGCACUGUGAGACUUUUGGGGCACCUCGGCCCACUGUGAACUGGCUCACAGAAGGCUUCUACUCCAUCAUGGAAGAUUACCGGAGCUUUCUAUUCACAAACGGAACCCUGCAGCUUGAGAAAGUCCAGCGUGAGGAUGCAGGGAACUUCACAUGCUUAGCUGAGAAUGAUCAGAACAAUGUCUCCAUCGUUGCCUACCUUUUUGUCAAAGGAGCCACACAGUUUGAAGUGGAGCCUACAAACACAGAAGGGGAGAAGGGUGGCCAAGUGACGUUCCAUUGCAAAGUGUUGUUCGAUGACACCAUCCCUGGUCCUGGUCUUGAGUGGCACCGAAAAGGGCAGCUGGUUAAGGAGUCCGCUGACAAUGACAAGUAUUUCAUCAAUGACACAUCCCUGACCAUCACUGACCUGGACUAUUCUGACCAAGGAAUAUACACCUGCCGGGCUUGGACAGCUCUUGACUCUGUGGAGAAAAGUGCCAAGCUUUGGGUAUAUGGCAGUCCUGGCCCUGUGUCAAAUCUGGAACUGUCGGAGCAGCAGGACUGGCAGGUGAAGUUGACAUGGACACCAGGAGAUGAUCACAACAGGCCUAUCAAGGAGUAUACUGUAUUUUGUGAUGAAAGCAACUUUGGGCAAGGAAAAAUGGAAAAGUUAACCACCGUACCAGGAAACCAGCCGUGGGCCACGCUUCACCUUUCCCCAUUCCGGAAAUACAACUUCUAUGUGAAGGCCAGAAAUGAUCAUGGGGAUAGUGUGCUGAAUUCCCACCCUGUCAGCUAUGUCACAAAUCCUGCAGCCCCCAAGCGGAAUCCAUCUGAUGUCAAAGGAAAGGGGAACGAGACUACUAAUAUGAUCAUCACCUGGACGCCAUUGCCUCGCAGGGAGUGGAACGCCCCGAUGCUGAAAUACCUUGUGCAGUGGCGACCAAGGAACCACGAGCAGUGGAACAAGGUGGAGGUGGAGCGCCCCCCUGUGGGACGGACACCCCUGUCUUCUCCCUACGAGAUUAAAGUGCAGGCGCAGAAUGGCUUUGGCAAAGGACCUGAACCGCACACCACUCUUGGCUACUCUGGGGAGGGUGUACCCGAAGCCGUCCCUGAGAAUAUGGGAAUUAUGGUAAUCAACAGCACAACCAUCAAGGUUUCCUGGAGCCUGCUUCACAGACAGAAGAUUUUCGGCCACCUCAGGGGAUUUAAGAUUUAUUAUUCAAACUUGGGGACCAUGGCAGAGCAUAGCCAUCACCAGGUCUACCUUCACCCCCACCCCCAUGGGGAUCUGGAGAUUGAAGGGGAUGUGUCUCAGGUCACUGGGGGCUUCAGGCCCUGGAGCCGGUACCGACUUCAGAUGACUGUGCUGAAUGGGCAGGCCGAGGGACCCCGCAAUGAGGCCCUGGAGUUUAACACCCCCGAGGGAGUGCCCAGUCCCCCAGCAUCCUUCCACUUGGACUGCAUCUCGGAUACGGCACUGAAACUGGAGUGGACGCCCCCCAAAUUCCCCAAUGGGAAAUUGCUGAGAUACAAGUUGGCCUUCCAGCAAGUCAACCAGACAGCCAACCAGACGGCGCUGGAAUCCACCUCCUACAGCAUCAGUGCUGAACACAAUGACUUUAACCUCACUGACCUUGCCCCCCAUACUCCCUACAAGUUGUACUUGUGGGCAGAAACCAGUGUGGGGCCAGGGGAGCCAUUUGUCCUGGAAGAGCAUGCAAUGCGUGAGUCAGUGAACCUGAGCUUUAUGAAUAUCAGUUUGGGUGAAACAGGGAAGAACUACACCACCAUCAUCUGGACCCCACGUCCCAACCAGCGAGAUGUGGAAAUCAAAGUGCAUCUUAUGAGCAAGACUGGUAAGAAAUCGUGGCGCACUGUCGGGGAUGCCAGCUCCAGCCAGGGUUCCUUCAGCAUCUCAGACUUGCAGCCAGGCCAGCAGUAUCGGGUCCGGCUUGUGAAAGCACACCGUACUGGGGAGGAUCAAACCAUAUGGGAGACAGAGGUUGAAACUAGUGGUGUUGUUCCUGAGGAUUUCCAGAAGAGCUUUGCUGCGGAAGGUUGGUUCAUCGGCUUUGUCAGCGCCAUCGUUCUCCUUAUCCUGGUUUUGGUGCUUCUCUGCUUCAUCAAGCGCAGCAAGGGCGGCAAGUACUCGGUGAAAGACAAAGAAGACACUCAGGUGGAUUCCGAGGCCAGGCCUAUGAAGGACGAGACCUUUGGGGAGUACAGGUCCCUGGAGAGUGAUAAUGAGGAGAAACCUUUCACAAGCAGCCAGCCCUCCCUGAACGGCGAAAUCAAGGCCCUGGGAAGCGACGACAGCUUGGCUGACUAUGGGGGCAGCGUGGAUGUCCAGUUCAAUGAGGAUGGCUCCUUCAUCGGCCAGUACAGCGGUCAAAAGGGCAAAGAAGGAGGGGGAAACGACAGCUCAGGGGCUACGAGCCCCACCAAUGUGGUCACUGCCCUGGAAUAAAAGAGGGGGCACUUCCCCAAAGGAUACCCCCAACCCUGG
Lacerta agilis (Sand lizard) is the source of this 4016-nucleotide messenger RNA. RefSeq names its product L1 cell adhesion molecule (gene L1CAM). Lineage: Eukaryota; Metazoa; Chordata; Lepidosauria; Squamata; Lacertidae. Gene Ontology annotation, biological process: cell-cell adhesion. Gene Ontology annotation, molecular function: protein binding. The record is from RefSeq and is a predicted model, not a curated record.